Messenger RNA from Hemibagrus wyckioides, 2152 nucleotides. Its product is annotated as butyrophilin subfamily 1 member A1-like. The record is from RefSeq and is a predicted model, not a curated record. NCBI's taxonomy places the organism in Eukaryota, Metazoa, Chordata, Actinopteri, Siluriformes, Bagridae. The transcript has 9 exons. The coding region runs from base 209 to 1201 and encodes 330 amino acids.
GGCAUAGGUGUGAAGGGCUGGUGCACGGAAACAACAAUAUGAUGCAGAGCUGUGAAACAAAGGGUCUCUUUUAGCGAUUUACUGAGACAUCUAAUUAUUACGUAUUUUGAGUUUUUGAGAUCAGAUGAAUUGUACACCUAGUGUAAUUCGUAUAGUGCUAUUUAUCUUGUGAAACAGACUGGAGCGAUAAAGAUAAACUCUUUCAGGGAUGUUUUUGUGUGUGACUCUCCUGACUGUCCUAUACAACUUUAUGGAAUCUCAAUCAGAGCCACUACAGGUGGUUGGUCCAGAAGCUCCUCUUGUUGCAGCAGUUGGUGAAGAUCUGGUUCUGCCCUGUUUCAUUAAACCCAACACCAGUGCUGUGGACAUGACAGUGGAGUGGUUGAGAGUAGAUGAAGCGGCUUCACUAGUGCAUCUCUAUAGGGAUCAUGAAGAUAAAAAUGAAGAUCAGGAUCAGUCCUACAGAGGAAGAACAUCACUGUUUAAAGAGGAGCUACACAAAGGUAACGCUUCACUCAAACUCUCAGCUCUCCAAGUCUCUGAUGAAGGAGAAUAUAAGUGUCUCAUUGAGGACAAAUCCUGGUAUGAUGACAUCACUGUUCAUGUUAUUGUUGAGGUUCUAGGAAGCCACCCAGUGAUCAGGAUGGAGAGUUAUGAUAACUCAGGAGGGAUUAAUCUAGUGUGUGAGUCCAGAGGCUGGAACCCUGAACCUGAGGUUCUGUGGCUGGACAGAGAAGGAGCCACUCUGCCUGCUGAAGAUACACAGAUACACAGAGACACUGAGGGCUUCAGUGUGAAAAGACGCAUCACUGUUUAUGAGUCCAACAGGUUUUACUGUAGACUUCAACAAAAACAUCACAUGAUGGAGGCAGAUAUUACCAUUAAUAGUGAAGUCUUUGGUGUUUGUAAGUGGCCUGUCUACAUUGCAGUUUCAGCAUGUCUUGCUGUUGGAUUGCUAGUAACAUGUGUUUUUGGACUGAUACUAACUGCUUUUGGUUACAAGAAAGAACUUCAAAUAUACAAGCAAAAUGCAGGGCUUCAUGAGGAGAAGAACCUUGCAGCCUCAGAGAUGGAGAAGCAAAAAGCAGACCUUCUAAAGAAGAGGUUAUUUGCAGUGGAUGUGACUCUGGAUCCUGAUACAGCUCAUCCUGAACUCACUGUGUCUGAUGAUGGAAAACAAGUGACACAUGGAGACACAUGACAGGAUCUCCCUGAUACACCACAGAGAUUUAAUGAUCUCUGUGUUCUGGGAAAGCAGAGUUAGGAAAGGAGAUUUUAUUAUGCGGUGCAGGUCAGAGGGAAAUCUGCAUGGACAUUAGGAGUUGUGAGAGAGAACAUUAACAGGAAGGAGUGGAUUCCACGGAGUCCUCAGACUGGAUUCUGGACUGUGGGGGGUCUUAUGAGGAGGGUCUGGUCUCCUUUUAUGACGUGAAGUCCAGCUCUCAUAUCUACUCUUUCACUGAGAAACUUUAUCCAUACUUCAAUCCUUGCUAUAGUGAAAAUGGUAAUUCAGCACCACUGAUCAUCUCUGCUGUUACUGAAUAAAUAUCUGAUUUAUAUUUUUUAACAUUUUGAACUUUUGUAAAUAAUGGAUUUAUUCAUCUCUAGACAUUUAGGAAUUUUAUAAAGACGCAUGAAUGUUACUGGAUUAUUUAGAGCUUAUGUGCUGUUAAUAUGAUUCCUGUCAUUAAAGCUGCCAUCUGUGCUACUUUCUAGCUCUCACUUGAGUUGAAUUUAGAGUGUUAACUAACAUUUUCUCCACCACUAAAAAUCACCACUUAUUAUAGUUGAGAAUCUGACACCUUGCCAGGUGUAUAUCUGUUAAUGAGGUGCGUUUUCAGGUUAGGAUGCUAUUUAAUGCUGUUUUAUUCUGUUUAUUUUCUCCACAUGAUGUCAGUUCUUAGUGAAUGUUGUUAAUAUUUGGUAAAUGAUCGGUAAGGUUUGUUUUGUAAUUGGUUGUGUGGAUGUAUUUGGAUUAGACCUGCAUCUCUACACAGACCUGCAGUUUUAAUCUCAGCUGAAGGUAUGGAGGAUUCACUAACAUGGCAGUAGUUAGUAACUGUGACUAAUGUGGCAUUUACAGAUUUGUUCUAUUUCUGGAUGUCUUGUUUGAAGAAAAUACAGGGUUUAUAAUAGUAAUAAUAAUAAUAAU